AUGACAUCCUCCGAACUACCUGAGCAGGAACUCUAUAAAGGCAGAUAUGGAGACCUGAACCCUCACACUGUCGGCGAUGUAUUGCAACGCCUUUCUGAUCGACCCAGACAGAAGUACAGCGAAGAUUUGGAUCUCUGUCUUUCAGUGAUUCAUGCACAUAUUGCCGAGUUACGUGCGAAGCUUGUGCAGCAGCUAAAAUCAUUGGAGCAAAUGGUACUGCCUCGAUUGGGAUUGACAAGUACAGGGAGUCGCUAUAUCAGAGAUCUACCCCGACAUCAUCUGACUUCUUAUCAUGGCCUGUGGGCUAUUCGCAGCCAUCUUAGAUCAGAAGCAGAAUGCUCUACUACUUGGCCGGCGUUUGUCGAGAAGUUGCGCGGAUGCAUUGAACAAGCUAUUAUAUAUGCAGAACGGCUUCACUCCGAGCUGUGUCAAAUUUCAGACAAGCCGCCAUGUUGGAUAGAACUUCAAGAGAAUAUUCUUUCACUUGUCGGCACCCUCAAAGAUAUCCCAGGGGUUGUGCACGAGACGGAGGCGGAGAUUUCAGCCGUUGAUGCGGAAAAUGAGAAGCUCAACCAAAGCCAGGCACCGUCGAAGGCACAUUCCAACACUGCUGACUCUCUGAGUAGCAAAGCGAAGAUAUCAGCAAGGUCAAGAGAGUGGAACUUGGAGGGGGCAGUCACACGUUUAAAAUCAGCUGCACGGGGCGCGCUGCGCAAAGCCAUUACACGUCUUCAUUCUUUCUCGUACGGGCUCGGAGAUCGACAGAGUGCUUACAGGAUUGUCUCCUUCUUCGCCAUUGUCGGCCUGGCCUCGACCAUAUUGUCUAUAUGGAAGUGCACUCCCUCGGCGAUAUCAGUUCAGCUUGACAGCAAUUUCUGGUCCACAUUAGGCCAAACCGUCGUUAGCUUUGCGGGACUGUACACCAUCAUAUUACCCAUACUUCGAAAGGCAGACUUCUACGUCAGCAACAAAGUCGCAUUUUACAGUAUGAUGGUUUCCAGCCUGGUCACUGCAGCGUUGGGGAUCAUUGUUUACCACUUUCAAACCCGCACGAGCUUGGUUCUCAACUUCCUGUCCAGUAUUGCACAACUAUUUGCUACAUUGCAUCUGGUUGACAGUGCAGGGGACCGGCUUACCGGCCUGCACAGGGAGAUCAGCGGUCAACAAUCCGAGAUUGAUAUGCUUCGAAGGGAGAUCUUCGACUUGAGAGCAGCCUUAGACGACGAAAGCGCAGCCCGCUAG
This is a messenger RNA of Fonsecaea pedrosoi CBS 271.37, 1242 nucleotides long. RefSeq lists its product as uncharacterized. Lineage: Eukaryota; Fungi; Ascomycota; Eurotiomycetes; Chaetothyriales; Herpotrichiellaceae. The coding region runs from base 1 to 1242 and encodes 413 amino acids. The record is from RefSeq and is a predicted model, not a curated record. The transcript has 2 exons.